Orbilia oligospora ATCC 24927 is the source of this 2382-nucleotide messenger RNA. RefSeq lists its product as uncharacterized. The record is from RefSeq and is a predicted model, not a curated record. Gene Ontology annotation, cellular component: Ino80 complex. Lineage: Eukaryota; Fungi; Ascomycota; Orbiliomycetes; Orbiliales; Orbiliaceae. The coding region runs from base 1 to 2382 and encodes 793 amino acids. The transcript has 5 exons.
AUGGCAUCGCCGCCAUCUACUGUCGCCUAUUCUCAGGCAACUCCUACACAGUCGUUCGCUACGACAAACGGCGAUAGCUUCCCAGCAAACGAACACGAAAGCAGAUCUGGCGAUGAAGAAUCACCUCGCAGUCCUAAACGCUCGCAUGAUAGCAUGAUGAAAGAUAGCAUGGAUAUCGACUACUCACCCCCUCGGCCCCAGGCUGGAGGGUCUGCUGGUUCGCCCUCGGCUUCGGUAGCCACCCCUCGGCCUAAUGAUGAUGGACGUCCGGACACGGCUGGCACAAACACAGGCGUGGAUGCUUCAAUGUCAUCCGCGAUGAAUGCUGAGAAAGAUACACCAUCCAAGGACCCGCCCGGCACUGGUCGUCGAAACUACACUACUUCCUUCUCUGGUGCCAAGAUUAAGCACCUCAAGAAAGCGGAUGGAGAGCCGUUAUGGCGGAAGGACAUCCAAUUUGACUGGCUGCACGCGAUAUUCACGGAUGAGAGCAAGGUUUUCACCAAUAGCUACACCGGCGAGAAGAACCAAUCGUUCGCGGAUGUCUACAUCGACGCAAUGGCCCGAAGUUCCAAGACGAGUAAAAUUCUCCGCGACAAAUUGAUGACUGACAGACCUCAGGCCACCAAUAUGGCAAUGGUCUGCCUUCUGGUCAACAUUGGUAGAAUGAAUACUACCCUUAAUUUCUUCCCUGAAAUGAGAGCCCAGCUACGAACGUACCAUGCCAUCCCUGCUCUUCAAACAUACGUCGAUCCGAAUGCGUACAAGCAGCUUCAAGAUGCCCCUCGUCUCAAAUCUAUCCUGAAAGGAGCUUGCGAAGACCGUCGAGAACCUACGACGCUCGACGGGAUCAUCAAGGUUCCAUUGCAACCUCGGACCAAUCCUAUCAAUUUAAUAUUCGUGCUGGCAAAUUACUCGCACAAAGUGACCGAGCUCCAUUUCGGUCAGCCCAGGGAUUUCUUCGAUUUGGUUAUGAGAUGGACUUUGAGUAGUGCUUCACGUGCGAAAGCCUUUCUGUGGUUGAUGUGGUGGUACCUUGAAAGUGGAUUUACAGCCAAAGAUGCUGUUGAAAACCCUUUCGGCGUGGGUGUUUCCCAGGAUGCAACGAAAGAUAUGGGUAGUCGCCGCGGGAGUGUGGCUUCGGUAUCAGAUAAAGAUGAUAAGGAAAAGGAGAACAAAGCAAAGGGAGAUGAUGAUAAAACACUUCCAUCGUUUAUCGACGAGAAGUUCAAGGGACUUCCAAUCAUUCUUCCGGAAUUUGAACAUCUGACGGAGGAACAAGCGGAAACUGAAAAUGUGGAUACAAAGGAGGAACUAGUAUUCGGAAAUGAAAUGAAAGAAGAGAGAUAUCGUAAAAUGGCAGAGCUGGAAGCCGGCAUAAUACCUACGAAAUCUUCGACGGCAAAGAAACCAAAGCGGCCUAGUAAAUACGAUAUUGAGCCAGGCGCUAAUUUUGUCUCUUCACCUGUUCCCUCAACCUACGGCCGCUUCUCAGCUCGUGGACGCCGCUACGAAGAUGGCCAACUCUCAGACUCAGACGCCCGUAGUAUGUCUCCGGACGCGCUUGCCAGUGCUAAACGCCCUGGUGGCCUUUCGUCCCGUGGCUUGUUAUCCAAGGGAUUAGCCGGCCCUAAGCUCUUGAAACUCUCGGGGCUCCUCCCAACCACCAUUGAUAUGAAGCCUGGCGAAAAGCGCCCAAGACCUUUAACCCAACACCAACUUGCGGUCCAAGAACACCGACGUAGAAGAGUUGAAAGACAAACACAUAAGUUGAUCAAUGCACACUACCGCCGCGUACGACGAGCUCGAUAUCGAGAAGGUGUUUUGAAGCGCACCUGGCUAAGGAUCAAAGACCUCCCGGAUCCAUUCGCCAAGAGUGAUGAUGAAGUCGAUUUGGAGCAUCCUAUUGUUAGGAUAGAUGAGACCGAGGAAGAGAUGUUGGAGAAGGAAGCAAGAAGGAAGAGGGCUAAGUACAAUAAUGGAACUUCGACUAAAGGACCUGCUGGGUUGGUUCCUUUGGAUGAUGAAGUCGAUGACUUUGGAGAAGAAGCGGCUGGUAUCGCUGCUGCCCUCCGAAGGAUUCGACGACGCCUUCCAAGGUGGGAAGAGGAGGACCGAGCUAGGAAGAAGAGAGGACCUGGCGCGGAAGAAGACAAACUCAUGGCUGGUACAAAUGAAACGGGGACCAAAAAGAGUGGAAAUGGAAAGAGGAAGAGGGUCGAUAACGAUGAAGGAUUUGGAAGUGAAGUCGAAUUUGAAGACGAUGUCUUUGAAGACGCUAGAGAGAAUAAUGAAGAUGAAUUGGAGGAUGAGGAUGCUACUGAAGAAGAGGAAGAUAUGGAUGAUGAAGAGGAUAUGGAGAUGGAGGAUUAUGAGAUGUAG